Molecule: messenger RNA, 1305 nt
Organism: Theileria annulata
Lineage: Eukaryota; Apicomplexa; Aconoidasida; Piroplasmida; Theileriidae
Exons: 1
Coding region: 1-1305 (434 amino acids)
Source: RefSeq, a predicted model, not a curated record
AUGGAAGAAGAACAAGAAAAUGAAACUGAUUUCACAAACCUGGUUCUCAAUCUGCCUCUAUUCUCAUGCAUUGUAAGAGAACAACUCUGGCUUAAAAAAACUGUAGUAUCCAAAUCAUAUAUUAAAAAAGCAAUAGAAGAUCCCAGGUUGUUUAAAGAAUUUUCAGUUUUAAAGUCAAUUCGGUCUGAAGAUUCUAUAGUCGAAAGUAAUGAAGAAAAUGUGUCCAAAUCAAACCACAAAUCACAAAGAAACCCAGAAUACCAACUAAAAUUAUAUGAAGAUUUAAACUGGAAUGUAGUUCCAGACUAUAAUUGGCCAGUCCAUCCAGGAGAUUACUCACCGCUUAGCCCUGAUGGAGAAUUCUUAGAUAGACAUGGGAAAAUAGGACUAGAUUUCUGGAACUGGAACAGAGAAAGAUCGCCGCUGGGUUAUAUCCCGCCACUGUGUACAUGUAAGAUGACAACAGACUGUGUUGAUCACCUCAGAAGGUGGACUAGAUAUAUGAAACUCGAUUUUGACAAGAAGGUGUGCAAUAAUGAUGUAUGUAGAGGACUGUUGUACAUCCCUUUCAGCCUUUUGGAGGUCCCUUUAAACAGAAUAAUAAGUAAUUGCAGCGAAUUUGCUCUAAAGGUGAAGGUUCCUGACUCUACAGACUUAUACUGUGGGAACAUGAAGCAUACUCUAAUUUUGUGUACAACCUCUAAAGAGCACGAAAAGGAGUGCUUGGAUGCAAUUGAGCACAGUGAAAUCUCCUAUCCACUAGUGUACGAUGUAAGGGCUGAGGAUUUUAUACCUUAUUUUAAAAAAUAUAACGAGGAAACCAGGGAGUCUCCCCUAAUGUCGGUGGAGCCUAUAGAUUCUGAUGUUUCAGAUCCUGAGGAGAAUUAUGGAAUGGGACAGUUAUUUGCAAUAAGGAGACUUAGAGAUAAUAUACUGAUAGAAAAGUACGACCAAAAUUUAAGGGUGACUUCACCAGUGGAUGACCAAUUGUUGAGUACGUGGGAUAAAAUGGCCGAAGAGUCCGUAAAAGACCAGGCAAAGAAAGAACCUGGAUAUAAACUUUUAUCUAAAAAAAUAAAUCAAGAAAGUUUCUGUAAUCUAGGUUCUGAAGAACUUACUAAACUUAGAAGGGAGUUGGAAGCCCAGGAUUACAUAAUAUAUCAAAUGGUGGAAUCAUUUUCUACUAAUAGAAGGCCACUUUCUUUUGUACUCAGAGAAUCGGAUCAGACAAAUGGAUAUGACUUAGAUGAUAACCAGGAACCCAUAGAUGAAACAAAUCCACAUAAAAAAAGAAAAAACAACUAG